Molecule: messenger RNA, 153 nt
Organism: Dibothriocephalus latus
Lineage: Eukaryota; Metazoa; Platyhelminthes; Cestoda; Diphyllobothriidea; Diphyllobothriidae
Source: the annotation of a GenBank genome assembly
AUGGACGCCUUCGAUGAACUGCAAACAGCCAGUCUCGAUUCUAUGCAUGAGGUCGAUGGUCGACGUUUUUGGAGUCAACGCUUCUCCCUGGACAGUCGACUUGAUGUAAGUCUCACUUUGCAGUUUGCUGGUUACACUUUUUAUACUAAAUGA